Messenger RNA from Musca domestica (house fly), 2276 nucleotides. RefSeq names its product N-acetylgalactosaminyltransferase 4. The coding region runs from base 104 to 2080 and encodes 658 amino acids. Lineage: Eukaryota; Metazoa; Arthropoda; Insecta; Diptera; Muscidae. Gene Ontology annotation, cellular component: Golgi apparatus. The record is from RefSeq and is a predicted model, not a curated record. The transcript has 3 exons.
GUCAAUAUUCUGUUAGUAGUUGGUGUCGGGGGUGGUUCAAAGCCAACAUUCUCCGGUAACAGUUCACAUUUUUAGUUUGAAGAUCACCGUUUUGUUAUAGAAAAUGGCAAAAAUCAAAAAGCGCGCCGUAAAACAUCGUAAAUCCUACAAACCGGUUUUCUACGCUUUGGCAGCUCUUUUUGUGGCCAUAUUUGCAACUCUAUUCGUGGACCGAAGAACCCCCAAAACAGAUAACGUGGCAGUCACAGAGGAAAAUUCCACCUCCGAAGAUGUAACACCAGCAUUUCGAAAUGAUGUACCACUCACGACACUACGUCCACCCAGGCCACCAAAACGGCAUCCCUUACGAAUUCCCAAGGAAAAUUUAACAAAUUAUUUUUCCGAACGAAAGAAACAGAAAAUCUCCAUUAAUGUCGAUUAUUUUCGGUUGCCAGAAGUCAUUGGUCUACGAAAAGAUUGGGAAGAUUUGGAGUUAAUUAGAGCUGAUCAACAACGGCAGGGCUUGGGAGAACAAGGUCAAGCUGCCACAUUUGAAAGUAAUAUUCCAUCGGAAGUUCUUGAAAAGACCUCUUUGGAAAAUGGUUUCAAUGCCAUUCUCUCUGAUCAAAUUUCUGUUAAUCGCUCCGUACUUGAUGUGCGACCUGGAGGAUGUCUUUCGAAACCCUAUUUAGCCCAGUUGCCCACUGUGAGUGUUGUCAUCCCCUUCUACAACGAAUACUUUAGCGUUCUGGCAAGAACUUUGCAUAGCAUUGUAAACCGCACCCCUCCCCAGCUUUUGGUGGAAAUUAUCAUUGUGGAUGAUGGCAGCGUUCGUGAAUAUCUCAAGGAUCGUUUGGACGAAUAUGUUGGGCAAAAUUUUGGAGAUUUAGUAAAAAUUCUGCGGCUGCCACAGAGAAGUGGUCUAAUUGCAGCUCGCUUGGCGGGUGCUCGCAUGGCAAAAGGCGAUGUUUUGGUGUUCUUCGAUUCCCACAUUGAGUGUUCCUAUAAUUGGCUGCCACCUCUACUGGAACCGAUUGCCUUAAAUCACAGAAUUGCCACGUGUCCCAUUGUGGAUGUCAUAGAACAUGCCACUUUCCAAUAUAGAGCUGCUGAAAAAUCAGGCGUCCGCGGGGCUUUCGAUUGGUCUAUGCUGUAUAAGAUGUUACCUCAAUUACCGGAGUUUGGCGGCGACAGCUCCAUGCCGUAUCCCAAUCCCAUAAUGAUGGGUGGUUUGUUUGCCAUAAAUCGAGAAUUCUUUUGGGAAUUGGGUGGCUAUGACGAGGGUUUGGAUAUCUGGGGAGCCGAACAAUAUGAAUUGAGUUUUAAAAUUUGGAUGUGUGGUGGCUACCUCUAUGAUGUGCCAUGUUCACGAGUGGCACACAUUUUCCGGGGACCAUGGAAAACGGAGGAGAAACCCAGAGAUUACAACUUCGUAGCGAGGAACCACAAACGUGUGGCAGAGGUUUGGAUGGAUGACUACAAAUAUCAUUUUUACAAAAAGAAUCCUGAACUCUAUCACAACUUGGAUGCUGGUGAUCUAAGCAAACAGCAGGAACUUCGCCAGACUUUAGAAUGCAAGUCCUUUCAAUGGUUUUUAGAUGAAAUCGUUCCAGACUUGCUCUUGAAAUAUCCCGUUGAUCAAUUUGAGAAUUAUGCCUCUGGUGCCAUACAAAGUCUUGCCUUCCCCCAGUAUUGUCUGGAUACACUCAACAAUGGGCGCCAAAGUGAAGUGGGCUUAUAUCCAUGUGCCGAGAACAAAACCUUUCCUCAACCUAAUCAAUUCUGGGAAUUAAGCGAACAUCGUGAUGUACGUCAACAUGAUGGCGAUCUGUGCCUGGAUGUUCCAGGUUUAAAUCCCAAUUCAAAGGUCUUGAUGUGGCCAUGCCAUCAGCAGGGUGGCAAUCAGUUUUGGUUCUACGAUCGUGAGCUCAAGUGGUUGGUCCAUGGUCAGGCUGGUAUCAACUGUUUGGAGGCAGUGCGGCAGGGUGAUCAAAUGUCGGUGAUAGCCAAUGCAUGUGACAACAGCAAUCCCCGAAUGAAAUGGCAAUUUGCCACAAUUAAUGAAGAAUUGUUGGACACAUUCCACUUUGGCCUGGAUUAAUGUGUCUUGUUUUGUUGUUUUUAAUAGAUUCUUAUCUUUUAAUUGAUUUAACGUUUAUUAUUGUUAAAAGCCAUAUAAGAUUUAUUGAUAAGCAUACCCGCAAUGAUGGGAUGUUACAUGCCAGAUAGACAUUUCAAAUUGUUGUACCAACCGAAAUCUCAAUCAAUAAAUUUUGAAGAGGCAAUAACCACACAAA